Molecule: messenger RNA, 1711 nt
Organism: Nanorana parkeri
Lineage: Eukaryota; Metazoa; Chordata; Amphibia; Anura; Dicroglossidae
Product: mitogen-activated protein kinase 14
Exons: 12
Coding region: 182-1267 (361 amino acids)
Biological process (GO): p38MAPK cascade; protein phosphorylation
Cellular component (GO): nucleus; cytoplasm
Molecular function (GO): ATP binding; MAP kinase activity
Source: RefSeq, a predicted model, not a curated record
AUAGUAGUAAUAUCAUGAUUGCGCAAUGGGCGCGCGCUGAGUGGGGAGCGCGCCGGGAAUCUCGCGGGAUCAGGUAGUGAGUGCCUUGGACUGGCUACCGGUGUAGGGGGGGUGACUGAAGCCUGCGGACUUCUCAAGCCCUUGGUCUAAGUGUACGUCAGAGCGGGGGGCUGCAGCAGCAAUGUCCUCCAACACACCCCCUGGAUUUUACCGGCAGGAGCUGAAUAAGACCCUGUGGGAGGUGCCCGAGAGAUACCAGAAUCUGAGUCCCGUGGGCUCCGGGGCUUACGGCUCGGUGUGCUCAGCGUAUGACACAAAAACAGAACAGCGAGUUGCGGUGAAAAAGCUGUCGCGACCAUUUCAAUCUAUAAUCCAUGCUAAACGUACUUAUAGAGAAAUUCGCCUGCUAAAGCAUAUGAAACAUGAAAAUGUCAUCGGACUCUUAGAUGUUUUUACCCCUUCAAAGUCAUUUGAGGAGUUUAAUGAUGUGUAUCUGGUGACGCAUCUAAUGGGAGCAGACCUUAACAAUAUUGUAAAAUGUCAGAAGCUGACAGAUGAUCAUGUGCAGUUCCUAAUAUAUCAAAUUUUACGAGGUCUUAAGUAUAUUCAUUCAGCUGAUAUUAUUCAUAGGGACUUAAAACCCAGCAACCUUGCUGUUAAUGAAGAUUGUGAGCUGAAGAUUCUUGACUUUGGGCUGGCACGACAUACGGAUGAAGAGAUGACUGGGUAUGUGGCAACAAGGUGGUACCGGGCUCCAGAAAUAAUGCUAAAUUGGAUGCAUUAUAACCAGACAGUGGAUAUCUGGUCGGUUGGAUGUAUUAUGGCCGAACUCUUAACAGGUCGAACCCUGUUUCCAGGCACAGACCAUAUUAAUCAACUGCAGCAGAUCAUGCGUCUGACUGGAACACCCCCCUUGUAUCUCAUUAACAGGAUGCCCAGCCAUGAGGCACGGAACUAUAUUCAGUCACUGUCAUACAUGCCGAAAAUGAAUUUUGAAGAUGUCUUCCUGGGAGCUAACCCACAAGCUGUAGACCUUUUGGAGAAGAUGCUUGUUUUAGACACGGACAAGAGGAUUACUGCAGCAGAAGCUUUAGCUCAUCCCUAUUUUGCUCAGUACCAUGACCCAGAUGAUGAACCUAUAGCUGAGCCAUAUGACCAAAGCUUUGAAAGUCGGGAGCUUGAAAUAGAAGAAUGGAAGAGUUUAACAUAUGAAGAAGUACUUUGCUUUGUACCUCCACCACUGGACCCUGAUGAAAUGGAAUCUUGAAAGAAGCUGUUCCAAAGGUGUUUUUGCCGCUGUGAAGACGUUUGUGGAGGGGUCUGUUUUCCACCUCCAGCUGUCAUAAAAGUGCCUAUCAGAUUGUGGAUCUGAGUGACUUGCAUACAUACAUCUCUAUAUAUUUUUUUUUCUUUACUGGGGAGAGUUAUUUAUAUGGAAUCUAACUGUUGUUGCAUGUUCCCCUACCCCUCCAGCUGCCUCUCACUUUUCACAAGUAUAUUACAUCAUCCUCUGCUCUCGCAGUGUAACCUGUGCCACAGACCAUUUUGGAAAUACCUGUUAAACCGUUUUGUUCAGUGCUCCAUAUGUCUUCAUAGUGUCUUUGUAAUGUUAAAGGGGAUAAAGACAGACCAGAUAAAUGAUACCAAAUCUGUGCAUUUGUGCGCAAUGAAUUGAUGUUUUCUGAGCCCUCACCCAAAAACACUAUCUUUC